Macadamia integrifolia is the source of this 2297-nucleotide messenger RNA. RefSeq lists its product as uncharacterized. Gene Ontology annotation, biological process: L-arabinose metabolic process. Gene Ontology annotation, molecular function: alpha-L-arabinofuranosidase activity. The record is from RefSeq and is a predicted model, not a curated record. The transcript is spliced from 11 exons. The annotation marks the transcript as partial. NCBI's taxonomy places the organism in Eukaryota, Viridiplantae, Streptophyta, Magnoliopsida, Proteales, Proteaceae.
CAACAUGCUUUCUGUUUGCAUCUUGAAGGGCAUUACCUGAGUGCUUCGGCACAAAUGUGGGCUAGCACUAACAAUGGCACUCUACUUCAGAAAAUGUCCGCUGUGGUUUCUGCACUUGAUGCCUGUCAGCAGAAAAUGGGGUCAGGUUACCUAUCGGCUUUCCCAUCUGAGAUGUUUGACCGCCUUGAAGCUAGAAAGAAAGUGUGGGCACCAUACUACACCAUUCACAAGAUCUUGGCAGGCCUUUUGGAUCAAUACAUGUUGGCUGGUAAUAAGCAAGCUUUAAAAAUGGUGGAGUGGAUGGUUGAGUACUUCUUCAACCGUGUUCUAAAUGUCAUAGCAAGGUAUUCUGUUGAAAGGCAUUGGCGGACACUUAAUGAAGAAACUGGCGGCAUGAAUGAUAUCCUGUAUAAGCUAUACAACAUUACUGGUGAUCAAAACCAUUUGGUAUUAGUGCAUCUUUUUGAUAAACCAUGCUUUCUAGGCUUGCUUGCAGUGAAGUCAAGAACCAUUUCUGGCUUUCAUGCUAAUACGCAUAUCCCAAUUAUCAUUGGAUCUCAAAUGCGAUAUGAAACAACUGGUGAUCCACUUUACAAGGAAAUUGGGACAUAUUUUUUAGAUGUUGUUAAUUCUUCGCACAGCUAUGCUACAGGUGGAACAUCAUUUAAUGAGUUCUGGACGGAUCCAGAACGCCUUGCAGACACUCUGAAGGCUGACAAUGAAGAAUCUUGCACUACAUACAACAUGCUAAAGGUUUCUCGCCACCUAUUUAGAUGGACCAAGGAAAUGAAAUAUGCAGAUUAUUAUGAACGUGCCCUGACGAAUGGUGUUCUAAGUAUCCAGAGAGGAACAGAGCCUGGAAUAAUGAUCUACUUCCUUCCUCUAGGCCGUGGGGGAUCCAAGGCCCGGAGUACGCAUGGAUGGGGAACAAAGUUCAACACUUUCUGGUGUUGCUAUGGGACAGGAAUCGAAUCAUUCUCAAAGUUAGGAGAUUCAAUUUACUUUGAGGAGGAGGGGAAACUUCCAGCUCUUUAUGUGAUUCAGUUUAUAUCAAGCAAUCUUGAUUGGAAAUCUGGACAGAUUGUGCUAAAUCAAACAGUAGAACCUGUUGUUUCAUGGGAUCCUUAUCUUCGACUGAAGAUGACAUUUUUUACGAAGAAGGAAGCAGGUCAAUCAUCAAUCUUGAAUUUGCGGAUUCCACUUUGGACAUAUUCAAAUGGUGCCAAGGCAGCAUUAAAUUCUCAGAAUUUGAAUUUACCUCAGCCAGGUAAUUUUCUGUCAGUCACAAGGCAAUGGCAUGGUGGAGACGAAUUGACCCUUCAACUACCCAUUGUUCUAAGGACAGAGGCCAUACAAGAUGACCGGCCUGAGUAUGCUUCUUUGCAGGCAAUCCUUUAUGGGCCUUACCUUCUUGCUGGUCUAUCUAGUGGCGAUGGAGACAUUAAAACAGGAACAGCACACUCAGUCUCAGACUGGAUAACUGCAAUCCCAAAAGGUUAUAGUUCUCAGCUGAUAUCUAUUUCCCAGGUGGUCAGCAACGCGACUUUUUUCAUCACGAACUCAAACAAUUCCAUUACAAUGGAGAAGUUGCCAGAACCAGGGACAGAUUUUGCUGUCCAUGCAACCUUCAGACUUAUCGUCUCCCAAGACAUGAAUUCCUCUCAUUUCUCUUCACUGAGAGAUGCUAUUGGAAAGUCAGUUUUGCUGGAACCAUUUGAUCUUCCUGGGAUGCUUGUGGUGCAAAAAGGACCAAAUGACAAUCUUGCCCUGGCAAGUGCAACUAAUGACAAGGGCAUGUUUACAUUUAAGGUGGUGGCAGGAUUAGAUGGGAAGAAUAACUCAGUGUCUUUGGAGUCAGAAAGCCAUCAUGGGUGUUUUGUGUAUAGUGGGCUGAACUACAAUGCAGGCACAAGUGUUAAGCUCAGCUGCAAGUCAGGGACAACAGAUGCUGGAUUCCAGAAUGCAGCAAGUUUUAACUUGAAUAGUGGGAUAAGUGAAUAUCAUCCCAUUAGCUUUGUGGCAAAAGGAGCCAAGCGGAACUUCUUACUGAUGCCAUUGCUGAGCUUGAGAGAUGAAUCUUACACUGUUUAUUUCAACAUUGGAGCUUAAAGUUGUGGUGAGAAAGUGGGUUUUCCAUUGUGAAGUUAAAACUUACGUGAUUGGUCCCAUCUGAUAAUUUUUAUUUUGUUUUUAAUUCUUUGCUCUGAGGGGAAAAUGGAAAGGGUCUUUUUUUUUUUUUUUUUUUUUUUGCGAUGAAUAAAAUAUAUUAAAAGAGAAGAAGAUUGGCCAUUUUGUUA